Messenger RNA from Manis javanica (Malayan pangolin), 2805 nucleotides. RefSeq names its product ZXD family zinc finger C (gene ZXDC). The record is from RefSeq and is a predicted model, not a curated record. Gene Ontology annotation, molecular function: transcription coregulator activity. NCBI's taxonomy places the organism in Eukaryota, Metazoa, Chordata, Mammalia, Pholidota, Manidae. Gene Ontology annotation, biological process: regulation of transcription by RNA polymerase II. Gene Ontology annotation, cellular component: nucleus.
GGCCGCACAGCGCAGUGCACGCCUGGGCGGGGCGGGGCGGACGGCGCUUCCUCUGAAGCGGCGGCCUGGACGCCGCUGCUGGGCUCAAAAUGGACCUCCCGGAGCUGCCGGCCGCCCCAGCUGCGCGCGGAGCCCAACAUGGCGGCGGCCCCGGCCGCCUCCGCCGAGGCCCGCCGCCGCCCAGCUCGGGCCCUGCGCGCCGCCGUCUGCUGCUGCUGCGGAGCUCCGAAGAUGGCGGGCCGGGACCGCGGCGCGGGGAGGCCCGGGCGGCGGCGGUGGGCCCCGGGCCGAGCCCGCCGCCCCCCGAGGACGGCGGCGACUCCUUCGUGGUGCUGCUAGAAGUGGCGCGCGGCACCGCGGCCGACGACCCCGGGCUGCGGGAUGCCGAGUCCUACUCUGGCGCGAGCCCCGCCAGUCGCCCGCAGCAGGGCCCCAGCGGCGCGGCCGCCGCCCCCGGGCCCUGCGCCGCCCUUUCGGGCACCGUCACCGUCAACAGCCAGGACCUGCUGGUGCGCUUCGACCACGGCGUCUUCACUCUGGCCGCCGCGCCGCCGCCCCCGGGCCCGCCGCCCCGCGGCCCGUCCGCGCCGCCCGGCAACGAGACCGCGAGCCCGGCCGAGGGCCGCCGCGCUCCCCCGGGCCAGGGUGCGCCGGCCUACCGCUGCCCCGAGCCGCAGUGCGCGCUCUCCUUCGCCAAGAAGCACCAGCUGAAGGUGCACCUGCUGACGCACGGCGGCAGCCAGGGCCAUCGGCCCUUCAAGUGCCCGCUGGACGGCUGCGGCUGGGCCUUCACCACCUCCUACAAGCUCAAGCGGCACUUACAGUCUCACGACAAGCUGCGGCCCUUCGCCUGCACCGUGGGCGGCUGCGGCAAGAAGUUCACCACCGUGUACAACCUCAAGGCGCACGUGAAGGGCCACGAGCAGGAGAACUUGUUCAAGUGCGAAGUGUGCGCCGAGCUCUUCCCCACGCACGCCAAACUCAGCUCGCACCAGCGCAGUCACUUCGAGCCCGAGCGGCCGUACAAGUGUGACUUCCCCGGCUGUGAGAAGACGUUCAUCACAGUGAGUGCUCUGUUUUCCCAUAACCGAGCCCACUUCAGGGAACAAGAGCUCUUUUCUUGCUCCUUUCCUGGAUGCAGCAAACAAUACGACAAAGCCUGUCGCCUGAAAAUCCACCUGAGAAGCCACACAGGGGAACGACCUUUUAUUUGUGACUCUGACAGUUGUGGCUGGACCUUCACCAGCAUGUCUAAACUUCUAAGGCACAAAAGGAAGCACGAUGACGACCGCAGAUUCACCUGCCCUGUGGAAGGCUGUGGGAAGUCAUUCACGAGAGCAGAGCAUCUGAAAGGCCACAGCGUCACCCACCUGGGCACAAAGCCAUUUGAGUGCCCCGUGGAAGGGUGCUGUGCCCGGUUCUCCGCACGUAGCAGUCUCUACAUCCACUCCAAGAAGCACCUGCAGGACGUGGGUGCUCCGAAGAGCCGAUGCCCGGUCUCCAGCUGUAACAGACUCUUCACCUCCAAGCACAGCAUGAAGGCCCACGUGGGCAGACAGCACAGUCGGCGCCCAGAUCUCUACCCUCAGCUCGGAGGUCCGAGUGCCCUCACGCCCAGCAGUGGACUCAGCAGCCCAGGCCAAAGUGAGCUUAACAACAUAGACCUGGCUGCCCUCUUCUCUGGCGCACCUGGUGACAGUGGGGGUGUGGUGGGGGCCUCGGAGGAGGUGCUGGACUCCGGGGUCCUGACUAUUGACGUUACUUCUGUGAGCUCCCUGGCAGGGAACCUCCCUGCUAAUAAUGGCUCCCUAGGGCCUACGGAUCCACUAGUCUUGGUGACCCAGGGUGACAUGCCUCCAAGCCUAGACAGCCCUCUUGUUUUUGGGACAGCAGCCACAGUUCUUCAGCAGAGCAGCUUCGGCGUGGAUGAUGUGCAGACCGUAAGCGCAGGAGCAUUGGGCUGUCUGGUGGCCCUGCCUGUGAAGAGCUUGAGUCAGGGUCCGCAGACUCUGGCCUCCAGCAGUAAUUUAGCCACAAACCCCACCAUACUGACCCCUUCAAGCAGCCCCCCGGGCAGCACUAGUGCCCCAGAACUGCUGACUUCAAUCAAAGUGGAACCGGACUCACCCCCCAGCCCCGAGACUGUCAGGCAGCAAGAGCAAAGCAGAGGGGUGCCCCCAUCUGUGCUCUCCAGCCUCGAGGAGAAGUACAGUCCCCAGGAGGACACCGGGCUUGGUGCUGGGACCAGCAGCUUCUAUUUGGAAAGUGGGGGCUCAGCAAGAACUGAUUCCCGAGCCAUUCAACUAGCCAAGGAAAAAAAGCAGAGAGGAGCUGGGAGCGACGCAGGAGCAUCAGAGUCUACACAGAGAGAAAUGAAAGACGGCAGAGUCAGCCCUCCCUGCUUCCACGCAGGCCAGAGCAGUUGGUUGUGUGGGAGCCUUCUCAUGCCCAGCGGGGCUCUGCCAGGACCAGCUCCGGCAGCUGGGGUGCAGUGCACCCAGGCUCAGCUGCUGCAUGUCAACCGCGCAGGAGGAGAAGCCUUGCCGAUGGUGCUCAGCCUGCAGCCUUCCACCCUCCAGCCUCUGUUCGCCGUUGAUUUGCCCGUCUAUGUCCUCCAGGAGGUGCCACCUGCAGCUGGAGAGGCUGCGGGGCCUGAGGACACAUGCUGCGCAGGGAGCAGUGACAGCCUGUGAGACCUGCAGUGAAGGGGCGCUGGAGGCGUUGCCUCCAGCCUGUGUGUCUCCUAACUCUGUUAUGUGCUCUUACAGGCCUAGGGGACCCCACUUGAUUUCCGUUCAGAAGGCC